UUAAUUCUUUUCCUGGAAAAAAAAAAUUGUCCCUCCAGCCCCUUUCAAUCCCCAAAAAUGGAUUGCCAUGUUGACUGAAUUAUCGGCACUCUGCCUGUUACUCAAAGAUCAUGAAAUGCUGCCAUUGCAGCGAUAGUCACCGUUCUGGACGGGAAAGUCAGCUAUUACAGUGAAGGAGACUCAGGUUUGGCAUUGCCAAAUCUGUUUUGACUCAGUUACAGCCUGAUCUUUACUUGGUAUAGAGGGUGGAAAAGUCUUGCGAAAAUUAAAAGGAAGAACCAAAGGAGGAAUGCCUGAUUCUUGCGCAGAUCGGAGCAUACCUGAAUGCCCCCAAGGUCUCAAAAAAUGGAUGUCCAUAACUUACAAUAUAAUUCUGCCUUGGUAUUGCUGACUCAAACCACAGAAGCCCAAAGAAGUGGGGAAGUGGAAUAAAAUACUCAAGAGUGCCAGAGGAAAAUAUCAAACUGUCCAAUGAAAACUACUGUUACUAAGGUGUAGAUUGCUCCUGCAGUGUAUAAAUGUGUGUGUGCAAAAAAGCUGUGCAUCAAAAGCCUACCAAUCCUAGUAUUUGCCAGGUUUCUUCAUUGAGAAGAACUUCAAACUAAAAACCUUAACUCUUGCUUUUAAGAAAUAAACAAAAACAGGAAAAGAGUCAGCAAGGAUUCACAAUAUUUCUGUCUUUUGGUCAAGUCACCAGAAUAUUAUGAGAAUUCUAUUUGAUGGUGUAAACUACAUUUCUCCUUUUCAUCAUGGAAGUUAUAGUAAGUUUAGACUGUCUCUGCAAUAUCAAAUGAUUAAGACAAAUGUUGAAAGGAACAUUUUUUUUGGCUGAUGUAACUUUGGUGUGACUAUUUUUAAAAAAAAAUCAUGGUUUCAUUCCCUUUUUAAGUCUGUGGGGAUGCUCUUGGAAAGGUAUGAAAAAGAAAAUCAGCUUUUUGGAGGGGGACUCGAAAUCUUAUAAGAAUGCCCAGAAGGGGUUUAAUAUUUCAAGCCAGGACCCGUUGGCUAUUGGUGGGUCUUGCCUUGCUAUUCAGUUUAAUGUUGUUCAUGUACCUGCUUGAGUGUGCUCCACAAACAGAUGGCAGUGGAUCUCUGCCUGGCAUUGUAGGGGAGAACUUGGGUAAAGAAUAUUACCAAGCUCUUCUACAGGAACAAGAGGAACACUAUCAAACCCGGGCUACUAGUCUGAAGCGUCAGAUUGCUCAGCUGAAACAAGAGCUUCAGGAAAUGAGUGAUAAGCUGAAAUUGCUGCAGGAAAAAAAGAGCCCAAGAGUCAAUGGCAUGGGCUACCAAGGCACCAAAGAACAAGCAUCCAAUGAUCUCCUAGAGUUUCUUCAUUCCCAAAUUGACAAGGCUGAGGUGAGCAUUGGCGCCAAGCUACCUAGUGAAUAUGGUGUCAUUCCUUUCGAAAGCUUUACCUCCAUGAAAGUGUUCCAGUUGGAGAUGGGCCUCACUCGACACCCAGAGGAGAAACCUGUUAGAAAGGAUAAGCGAGAUGAGUUGGUGGAAGUUAUUGAGGCUGGCCUAGAGGUAAUCAAUAAUCCGGAUGAAGAAGAUGGACAGAAUGAUGAAGGAAUAGGAGAGAGACCGCUCUAUAAUGAAAAUGAUUUCAUAGAAGGUUAUUAUCGCACAGAAAGAGAUAAGGGAACACAAUAUGAAUUGUUUUAUAAGAAGACGGAUCUUAUGGAAUACAGACAUGUCACGCUAUUCCGACCAUUUGGACCCCUCAUGAAAGUGAAGAGUGAAACAGUUGACAUUUCUAGAUCGGUUAUUAACGUUAUUGUCCCUCUUUCUGGAAGAACUGAGGCAUUUGCACAAUUCAUGCAAAACUUUAGGGAUGUGUGUAUUCAUCAGGACAAGCGGAUUCACCUCACAGUGGUAUACUUUGGCCAAGAUGGGCUAUCUGAAGUGAGGAGCAUCCUGGAGUCAGUAGCUCGAGAAACUAAUUUUCACAAUUACACACUGGUCUCUUUGAAUGAGGAAUUUAAUCGUGGACGAGGAUUAGACAUGGGUGCCAGAGCCUGGGAAAAAGGCGAAGUGUUAAUGUUCUUCUGCGAUGUUGAUAUUUAUUUCACAGCUGAGUUCCUUAACAGUUGUCGCUUGAAUGCUGAACCAGGCAAGAAAGUUUUCUAUCCUGUGGUAUUCAGCCUUUAUAAUCCUGCUAUUGUGUAUGCCAACCAAGAUGUACCACCCCCUGUGGAGCAGCAAUUGGUUCACAAAAAGGAUUCUGGCUUCUGGCGGGAUUUUGGCUUUGGAAUGACUUGUCAAUAUCAGACAGAUUUCCUGACUGUCGGGGGGUUUGACUUGGAAGUGAAAGGCUGGGGUGGAGAGGAUGUUCACCUUUACAGAAAGUACUUGCAUGGAGACCUUAUUGUGAUCCGGACCCCAGUUCCAGGCCUGUUUCACCUCUGGCAUGAGAAGCAUUGUGCUGAUGAGCUGACUCCAGAGCAAUAUCGCAUGUGUAUCCAGUCUAAAGCCAUGAAUGAAGCAUCUCACUCACACCUUGGAAUGCUGGUCUUCAGGGAGGAGAUUGAGACCCAUCUCCGUAAACAGGCCUAUAGGACUAACAGUGAAGCAAUAGAUUAAAAGAAUUCUUAAUGCAAGACCGAAGACUUUCAACUCACAAUGAACCAGCAUCAUUCUACAGCCUUAAUUCAGCUUACACAUUCAGUGCCUCUCUUUCAGUGAAGAAGAGUUUAACUUCUUUGUCUGGUAUUCUGUUACCUAUAUAUAUAUAUCUCUCACUAGUUCAGGCACCUGAGAUAAGAACUUUUGAAAGUAAUUAUUUCAAUGCAAGUUUCUUCAGUAUUAACUUUAUGGAAAAAUAUAGCAGCAGAAUGUAUGAUCUAACACUUUUUCACCUCCUUAUAACUUUUUUCAUAUUUGCAUUAUUGUAAGGCAAGGAUUGCAUUAAGUGGACAAUAUUUUGUCUUGUCUGCCAAGUAUUGUUUCACCGUCUUGCUCGCUGCACUGUAACUUUAUAAAGAUACCGUACUUACACAUUCCAGGAUAAAAACUAAACACACAUGACCAUGAAACUCACUGGAAAUAUGUACACAAGAGCUUAAUUAGUAUGUUAAUAAGGUUGCUGAUUUCAUGGCAAUUUAAUUGAAUUCAUUGUAUUAACAGCCAUCCAUAUAAUUCACAUUAGAGAAGAAUUUAUAGAAAAAAGGGAUGUAUGAAAAUAUCAAUGCAAAAGUAAGCUGGACAUGUACCAUUUGCUUACCCUAGCUGCGGGCCAAAAAAAUUCCUUUCAUGUUUCAGGAUGCGCAAAGACAAGCAGUUUAAAUAAAAGCGGGUUACUUGUCUUCUGUUGCGUCGUAUGGUAUGAUUAGAUGCAUCAUUUUUAAUAUCCUUGGUUUUCAGAUGAAUGUUGAGAUUCACUAAUUUAGUGGGGAGUGUGGGGGAUUUGCAUCUGCAGUCUCCAAAUUUAGGAAUUAGUUUAAAACCAUUCACUAAAUCAACAAACUUUGGAUCUGUUUUUAAAAAUCUGUUUAAAUUUCAAACACUUAAGGGCAAGUAAAGAUUAAAAUAUGUGACUUCUGGAUGCAAAAUAUGCUUUGUAAAAUAAUGCUGUUCGCUGAUCCUUUUUUACAUGUACAUAAAAUUUGCUUUUAUGUAACUUAUUGUGGAAAACAGUGUACUGUAUUGUGUUUUAAAGAGGGGAGAAUGUAAUGCAAGAUGUCUUACAAUUGGUAUUCCCUCUGUGAUGAAUGAAUAAAUUAAAUAUUUCUGCAUUUUA
Dermochelys coriacea (leatherback sea turtle) is the source of this 3742-nucleotide messenger RNA. RefSeq names its product chondroitin sulfate N-acetylgalactosaminyltransferase 2 (gene CSGALNACT2). Gene Ontology annotation, molecular function: glucuronosyl-N-acetylgalactosaminyl-proteoglycan 4-beta-N-acetylgalactosaminyltransferase activity. The record is from RefSeq and is a predicted model, not a curated record. Gene Ontology annotation, cellular component: Golgi cisterna membrane. NCBI's taxonomy places the organism in Eukaryota, Metazoa, Chordata, Testudines, Dermochelyidae. The transcript has 9 exons. The coding region runs from base 964 to 2586 and encodes 540 amino acids.